This is a messenger RNA of Owenia fusiformis, 1876 nucleotides long. NCBI's taxonomy places the organism in Eukaryota, Metazoa, Annelida, Polychaeta, Sabellida, Oweniidae. The record is from the annotation of a GenBank genome assembly.
AAAAAUUUGACCUUGACCCCUGUGAAAUAAAAAUAAAAAUGAAUAUCUUCUACAUUUCUGUCUGAAACAGCAGGAUGGCUUCUUCUAACACGUUGUAAUGGCCUCCCUUACUCCGCAGAUUGCUGGGUCUCCUCCAGCGAGAAUAAAUUCUCAGUCAUCUACCUAUGCACUCAGUUGGACAGAUGACCUCCCAGUAUGUCAUGAAUCAGGAGUUGGAUUUUCUACCAAUCAGAUUUACAGAGAGGAUGGACAUAGGGUGGAAGAGCAUGCAUUUGAAGAUAGAAGUUUUCAUUUCAGCCUUGAGAAUGGUUGCGAUCUGUAUGGUGUGUUCGAUGGCCAUGAUGGUGUGAGGGCUGCAGACUUUGCCACUCAGCGCAUGCCAGCUGAGCUUCUACUAGGGCAGCUUGAGGGAAAGACUGAUGAGAAUGAAAUCAGAGAAAUUGUUAGACAGGCAUUUAUUAGUGUGGAGAAGGGCUACUUUGAGACUUUGGAUGAAGCUCUUGCAGAGAAAGCACAUCUUGAGGGCCAGAUACCUGAGGGUAUCACUCCGCAAGAUAUAGCAGGAGAACAGCCAGAGUUGGCAAAUAAACUACAGGCCCUAACAGAUCAAAUACAUGGGGGAACCACAGCUGUAUUAGCCCUUAUACACAACAAGAAACUCUAUGUGGCUAAUGUUGGUGAUAGUCGAGCCCUACUAUGUAAAGAGGACAAAGACGGGAGACUGCGUGUGAAACAGCUGAGUGUUGACCACACUGUGGAUAACCAAAAUGAGUUACAGAGGCUAGCAGACCUAGGGCUGGAUGUGGAGAAGAUCAGACAGAACCGUCUUAUAGGAAAGAUGGAGUACACACGUAGUAUUGGGGAUUAUCCUGUGAAAGGUGGAUACAAAGAGAUUGAAUUGUUGAGUGGUGCUAGUUCUGAACCUGUGAUUGAGGAACCUGAUAUCCUCCAAGAUGCAAUCUCCUUAGAAGACAGCAGAGGUUUCCUUCUCCUUAUGUCAGAUGGUUUGUACAAAUCUCUGCAGGAUGCGACUGGCAGACCUCGUGUCAAUGCAGAAAUUACCAGCCUUGUGGCCCGGGAAUUUGGAAUCCAAACGACAUUGAAUGGUAUAGCACAAUCCGUUGUGGAUAAGGUUGUAAGGAUUCAUCAUGAUGCUUUUAUGACUGGAACACCCAAUCAGAAAUCAAAGACACAGAAACGUGAUGAUAUGACAUUGCUUGUAAGAAAUUUUAACUACCCUCUUCAGGCAAUUGGAAGUCCGACCUACCUUCCUGCAUCUAUGCCCUACCAGGGAAGGACAAAUACAAAUGAACCCCUACAUUUAACUAUAGGGGACAGAGAGCCUCCCUCAGUGAAUCGGAGCCUGUUCAUGCGUACUAAUGGAACUACUAUAUCUUCCACAUUAACUGGAACUAAUUACACAAACAAUAGCACAUCAUCUAAUGAGGACUCAAAUCGUGGCAGCGGGGAACAACGAUUUUUCUCGAAAAAGCGUAGUUUGCCUCUCGAUGAAAAAGGAGAGAUAGAGGGUUAUGUGGACUUUGGGAAUUAUUUCAGCGCAUUAGAAGCCAUGGAUCCUACAGAGCGUGAGCAGUUUGAAGAGGAAGUGAAGGUACGGCCAAAUUAUGAACCAAUCAAAGAGGAGCCAGAGAGGUCAGAAUCCAUUGAAGAAGCUGAUGGUUCUGGAGGAGCUCCUGUGCCAGACACUGGGUUUGCUGAGGAACCCAAGACACCAGAUGAUGAGAUAGCUGCCCCAUUGACCACUACUAAAAUAGAGCCAUGAAACUUUGAAUAAAGGACACUACAUGCCUAUUACAUUACAGUAGAACCUGUAUAUCUGAACACAUAUUUCAGUCCCAUUUUUAUGUCACCACCA